CCCCACUCCAACACCAUGAAAGUAGCCUGGGUCAUGGUGCUCCUGCCGCUGCUGGUCACUGCUGAUGGAGAUGAGGCGGCCACCAGACUAGGGAUGAGUCCCGCUCCGCCUAAGUUCGUCCAUCCUGCCCAUAAUGUGACUGUAGUGGAGGGUCAGGAGGUCACUCUCAUGUGCUCAGUCACCAACCUACAUGGAUAUAAGCUAGCGUGGGUACACGAGGAGACACAAUCCAUCCUGAGCAUAGGUCGUCAGCUCUACACCAACACUCCCAGGCUCUCCCUCCACGCUGACCACCACUCAGCUGGGCUGACACUCUCACCAGUGUUGUCUGUUGAUCGUGGCUGGUAUAUGUGUCAGCUUAACACGGAACCUAUGACCUUCUCCAGGAGCUACUUGCAGGUGCUAGUGCCGCCUACGCUGGAGGAAUGGUCUGGUUCUUAUGUGGAAGUGAGGGAAGGGGCGGCAGUGAGACUGACCUGUAGGGCCAGGGCCUUCCCACCAGCCCUCACGACGUGGAAGAGGGCUGACGCAGGUCCCAUCUUCAGGUCGCCUCGUACAGUGUGGACGAUCGAGGGCCCUGACUUAGUGUUCGACUCAGUGAGACGUGAACACACUGGUGCUUACACCUGUAAUGUCGAUAACAACGCUACAGCACCUGUCUCCCGCACCACCCACCUCACUGUCACCUACGCUCCUGUGUUGUGGCUGGGACGGGAGCUGGUGGGCACUAAGAUUGGCAUUGAUCUGACCCUCAACUGUUCCAGCGAGGCCAACCCUCCACCCCAGCACUACUGGACAGUCAACGGAACCAACAUUACCAACAGUGACAAGUACCACCUAGAGGAGGUGAAGGUGGGUACGAGAACCGAGGUGCUACUGACCAUACUGAAGGUUGGACCAGGUGACUUCACCCGCUACGCCUGUCAUGCCAUAAAUCCCACUGGGCAUGCCCAGGGCACCAUCAGGCUCUAUGAGAUCAAGGAUCGUGUGAUUCCUGUCCCCACUCGACCAACCUGGCAUAUACCUCACCCAGGUGAAGUUCCCCCGUUGCGCCACGCCACACCACCACCUUUCUCUAAAACUUCUACCAGCAGCACCACCACCAGUAGUGGCAGCAGAAGGACGAGUGGUGGAGCCAACACCCACCUCGGGGACAGCCUCCGCACCACCAAGCUCCUCACCAACAAAAUCCCAGCUCCCUCUGGCAGCUGGAGCCUUGGUAGCAGAGCUGAGGAUGCUCACCCCAACAAGAUCACCUUCAAGCACCGCGGUGGAGGCUUCAACGGCACGGCGAUGGUGGUGGAUGUCAUGGUGGAGGGAGCUCGUGCAGGCAAGCCUCUCCUCCCCACAGUCAAGCUUAUCCUCCUCCUCCCUGCCCUCACACUUCUCACAGCCGAUUUCGGUUAGCUGACUAUCUAGGUAGAUGUACUGUACUUUGUUUUGCAUACUAACCUGAGAGCCAUCGAGAAGGCAGAAUGUUAGUGACAAUCACGGUGUGUAUAGUAUAGUCGAUAGAGGGAGAAGAGGAAAUGCUGCAGGUAUAGUGUCCUCCGUUUUGCAAGAGGAGUCGUCAUUAGUCAUAAAGAGGGGCGGCUUCUGUAGUUGUACUGGAGGGGUUAGGUAUGGUGAUCGGGUUGGGUGGGCUAAAGGACUUGUAUUAAUGUUGGUAGAAUUACAGUGUUAAUAAAAGGAUACAAAUGCAACUGAUGCGACAUUGUAUUGUGCCAACGUUUCACAUUAGUCACACUUAUGUCCUUUUGCUAAAGGACUUGUAUUGAAGCAGCGUUAUUUUUUUAUUUGGGGGCUAAUGGAAUUUUUUUGAGGGGGGCUUCAGUCCACCCCCUUGCACCACCCCUGGCCAUAGAGAAGGGUAGCUCAAAUUCUGUGGCUUAACAGUCCUUGAAGGGGAUAAUCAAAGAAGCCUUUAAUUCCCUUUUCUUUGUUAGAUAUCAGUAUUUUUUAGUUAAUACCUAUACAUGCAGAGUUAUGGUUUAGAUAUGCAGAAAUUUGUCAAAAUGGGUAAAAAAUCAAAUGAGGGGGUAUUAUUAUAGUCAAAACUAAGCGCUAAACCCAACAGGGUCAUACAGCGCUGGAAUGAGGGAGGUAAAAAAUAAAAAAAGCUAAUACCUGGCAAGUUUUCAAUAGCGCAAUGUGCCAACCAUGCAAGGCUUGACAGGGUGCUUCAGUAUAUUUGAUAUGAUAGUAUCUGUCUCCAGAUAUACCUUCUUACACUGGCCCCCACACUACCAUUCCUUCUGACGCUCAAAGCUUUGGUAAUUGUUUAAGAAUAUUUCACCCCAGCAGUGUGCACAAUGGGCAUGCACAGGACAGACCUAGUGUGCCACCAACGGACAUAAAUAUGCUAAUGCAAGGACAGUCUGCAGUGUCCCACCGACGAUAAAAUAGAUCUUGUAUUCUAAUCUUGAGCACAAAUAUACGUCUGAGAGGACAGUCUGCAGUAUCCUAACAUGUGGAUAUGCUAUACUUUUGUAAGGACAGAUCUUGUUGUAUCUUACCAAGAUGUGAAUACAUGUCCAUGAGAGGAUAGUACGUAUUUGUAGUAUUAUACUGACAGACAUGAAUGUGUCUAUAUGAAUGCAUAUCCACAAAAUAAAAGCCUGUGUGGUAUAUGAUGGCCAUGAGGUCAAUCCUUGCAGUAUCCUAUUACCGACAUACACAGCAUUUUUUUUUACCCAUCGUGUGUGUCAGCAGCACAGCAGAACACAGCAUGCACUGUACCAGUGAUGAACAUGCACAUGGAGUCAGUUGGAGUGAGUUCUGAUGGGUAGUUUCUCUUUGCCUUCUGUAUCCACUUGCAACCAUUGGUGAACAUUAUUAUUAUUAAUUUUUUUUUUAUCACACUGGCCGAUUCCCACCAAGGCAGGGUGGCCCGAAAAAGAAAAACUUUCACCAUCAUUCACUCCAUCACUGUCUUGCCAGAAGGGUGCUUUAUACUACAGUUUUUAAACUGCAACAUUAAUACCCCUCCUUCCUUUAUUAUUAAUAAUAAUAAUAAUAAUAACUAAUAAUAUUAUUAUAAAAAAGAAGCGCUAAGCCACAAGGGCUAUACAGUGACUUUGGUGAACAUUAAGGCUGUACUUUGAUCCAAAUAAGGAACUAGAAACAAGAGUGAGAAGACUUAGGGUAGAACAAGCUUUGAAUGGGGGCAACAUUUAGCUUCAUGUAGAGCUUUAUAAAUCUCUACAGUGAUUUUUUUUUUUCCUGUAAAAGCUUAUGGAAGGUCUCCACCAAGGCUGUAACUGUUCAAUUGUCUGUAAAAAAGAUACAAAAGCAGGAGAUAGGCCAUAUAUUAAGUUAACUAAAGAGUGGCUUUUUUCAGUCUACUUCAGAAAAUUGGACUGUACGACUGAACAGGACGAUGACUAUCAUUUGCUUGGGUAGGAUCAGUUGGGCAAGUCUUUCUGAAAUUAUAAAACUGUUUGUGUUUUGAGAGAUGGUAUUAGCAAUGAGAGCAUAUGCGACAUAUGUCAGAUUCAUAAACGACGAGUCUGGCAUUUUGGAAGCCCAUGAACUUGUUUUAAGUCACUGUGAAUGGUGCAGGUACUGUUGAACUCUUAACUUUUGCAAGCAUAUAUGUUUACUGCUGCAUUGUGGUUUUUACCCAUGUAUACUUUCCCCACACGCUCUUGAGGGAUGGUUCGAAAACCAACAUUACAUUCUUAAUGGCGUUGGAAUUCAUCAUGAUUAUCUGGGUCUUUCGUUUUAAUAACAAGGUUGUAGACAGUCUCAAACUUGUUCAACUGGGAUAACAAUAUACCUAUCAGAAGUCUGUGUAGUGAUGUGGAAGUUUUAAUUGCCUCUCUAAACAGGAACCAGACUUGCUACGCUUUUUCUUUCCCAAACUAGGAACAUUCUGAAAUGCUCUGAACAUUUUUAUUUAUAAUCCCCUGCAACCCUAAGACCACCCACAAGUAUGGCUUACCCAAGAGACUCGAACCAGGAGUUCCUCUCAAACCCAUAGUGCACCACAUAAGCUGACAGGAAUUUUAUCCAAACAGCUGUCUAAAUUAGGUACAAUAAGUUCUGGCAACCUUCUUUUCAAAAUUAAGAAUAUCAGUUAAAAAAAGAAACUCGUUAUGUUACCUCGCUAUUCACCAGGGUGCCCACUACACAAAUUGUUGAUCAUCUUCGUUAGAAAGUGACGGAUCACUGGUGAUUUUGUUUUUCUUUCGGUGACUGAGCCGCUAGUCAUGUGGAAUGGUCAUGGACAUAAUGCAGUUGUAUUUAACCCAUAUAUGGUGCUCCUGGAGGAGAAAAGGCAGGCCAUACAUGCCCAGAGAGUUAGCAUGACUGUUAUGUCAACAAUAUCCUGGUAAUUGUUCCUCUGUGUGUAUACCACUGCUCUUUGUCAACAUUGUCAACUUUGUGGAACCCUCCUUCAAAUUAACAAUGAAGGAGAAAUGCCUAUCCUUUCUUGGUGCUUAACUGCCAGAAUGGCCAAAAAAUAUGGAUUUCAGUCUUAAGCAAACUCACAAAGAUGAUCGACUAUACUGCCUAUCGAUGCACUUACCAAGAAAGAGGAUUAAUCAGAGGCUUUUAUUUGAGAGCUUACAGAAUCUCAGGCCUUGGCUUCCUUGAAGGAGAAUGUAGUUAUAUACACAGGGCCUUCUCCAAGCUACAUUACCUAGCACACAUUUCAUCAGUUUAGAAGACAGGCUGAUAUGAUCUUCCACACUACUAGACACAGGCAGACUCCUGACAGGUAUAUUGUUCUCUUGUUGGACAGGUUUCUGAAAGUCCCAAAUCUUGUUGGUAAAUGUAAGACUUUAAUAGACAUGACUUCCAACACCAUUAGGAACCUACUUCUUCUCUUCUUAUGACCAGAGCUUUGGUAAGAUGGGUAAGGAUAGAAAUAUUAGGAACCUACUAGUGAAGAGGAACACGUCCUGUGGCUCAACUGCUAGUGCACUCAGCUCACACACUGAGGUUUGGGGAUCGAUCCCACGGUACAGCUAGAAAACAGGAAGUGUUUUCAUGAGACACCUACUGUUCCUGUUCAGCUAACAGUAACAUGACUACCUGGGUGUUAGUUGACUGGUGUGGGUGACAUCCUGGGACAAAACUGACAUAAUUUGCUGGAAAUGCUCUACAUAGCAAAGGGCUUUAUAUAAAAUAGUAUGUCAAUGAUGUCGGCUAUUCCUGUAUACCUUGUAUGUACAUGUACUUUUAGAAAUAGGUAUUAUUACAUUAUGGUUGCCAAAGGGAUGACAUGAAUAAUGCCUGCAGCAUUCACCAUAACUUCCAUAGCCAUUUCACAGACUACCAAAAUGCCACAUCUUCAAGUAAUGUGAUGUAUGACACAGGUGCUGUUCAGAAUCAGCUCAAUGCUUCUACCAACACUAUUUCUCAACACACACUUGUAAGAAAUGCUCUCCCCAAUAAUCUUUGCCAAGCAAAAUGUAGCAGUUACCUAGCCUUGCCUUCUAGCCCAUCCAGCAACUGACCUAAUGCACUAUAUAUAUUGAGUUUUAUGUUCUCUGUAUUGGACUGAAGAAGCCACUGGUUAGCAGAACAUCUUAAUAAAUGUCUUAAUUUCAUCAUUUUUAUGUAUACGUACUUAUUGUUCACCAUUUUGUUACCUCUAUUAAAUUGUUGUAUGUGCCCAUGACAGAUUUUUUCUAAGUUGCAGCAGCUGUCAGUUUUUUGUGGACAUUAUAUGGAAUUAGCCUCUUUAGUGUGGACCAUAAGGAAUUAUAAGCUUAUAAGGUAUAGCAGUAAGUGUGCAUUAUAAGGGUUAUUAUUGUAUUUAAGGGGAAGCACUAAAUGCAUCAUAGGUCAUAUGCACUUAAACAUGGGUUUGAUCAGAGAAAGGGGAAAUACAGCUGCAGUUACAUGUAUCAUAAGUCCCUCACCAGAUUCAAAUUACUUUCCCUUGAAGGACACAUCUUAAGAAUUGGUAAUAAUGGUAAAAUUACCAAAAAAAUUCGAAUAAAUGGGCACAAGUGCAACUAAUGUGACAUUUAACUCGACAUUUCACUCUCCAGGAGCUUUGUCAGGCUGGCUUGACAAAGCUCCUGAAGAGUGAAACACUGCUACAACAAAAUGUCACAUUAUUGUUGUAUCUGUGUCCAUUUACCGAACAUCUUAAGAAUUACAACAUGUACAGUUUAUAUUAUAAGGAGUUAUAGCAUAUAUUGUGUAAUAUAGAAAAAUGCAGUGAUGUGUGUUUACAUUUGUUGUAAUUUACCUUUAAUUUCAUAUUCACUUUUAUAUUUGCUGGUACAAAUAGAUUUUUAUCCUGCAUCAUUUGAAAAAAAAUCCUAGGCGAUAUAAUUUAUUUUGUGGAGCAUUAAACCCAUGUCGAGUUGUUCAAUGCAAGGCAUGGAGGCUCAGUUGUCCUCUAUAUAAUAGCCAGGUAAACACACUACCUACCUGUCCUGCCGUAGUUGCCUUUCCCUCAGAAAUGUAAACCAAAUACAGUAAGUUCUCGACUUAAAAACGCAUUGGGGAUCUUCUGUAUUAUACAUAAUAAUGAUACUAUACACAAUACAAAAGAUUCUCAAUGUGUUUGUGCAGUGUAUGAGAUAUACAAAGGCCCAUUAGCAAGGAUGAAAAAUUAUAUUUAAGCGAGCUCUCUUCAAUUCCAUUUGCAAAAUAUCACACUAUAUAGAUAGUGUGAUAUUUUGUAAAUGGAAUUGAAGCUCAUGUGAAAUAGAAUAUCACAUGCUGUGAAGGCCUUUCCACAUACUAUUCAGUUCUGGAUGUACUUUACUUUUUCAAAUGCACUAAAUUACACUAAAUGCAAUAGCUUUAUAGCAACUUAUCGUAUUAGAGAAAAUGAAAACGAUUGCAGUAAACAGGUAAUAUCACAAUAUACAAAAUAACCACUGUGAAAAAAAGUGAAUUUCCAAGAGCUUGGCAUGAUUUCUCACAUUAUCAAGACACUGAUGAUGUAAGAAAUCAUGAAAGCAGUAAAAUAGGUACCUAGUGUUAGUUGACUGGUGUGGGUUGCAUCCUGGGACAGAAUUAACCCAAUUUGCUCAAAAUGCUCGGCAUAACAAGGGACUUUCUAAACAGUAGUAUGUCACUGAUGUCAGCUAUGGUCUGUAUACCUUGUACUUGUACAAAUAGAUUAUUAUAGAAUCAAGGUGUCCCUCUUCCAGUGUCAAAUGCAGCACUCUAUCAUAAAUUAUGGAAAGGUUAGUGCUUGUACCCAUGACUAGCAAGUUCUAAAUACCCUCACUUUAGUGAGUUUCAAUAAUAAUAACUGCACAACCCUGGUCGGUUUAGCCCUUUUUUUUAUUAUAAUAAAAACUCAACAUUAACUUUCUCAAUUGUUUUAAAUCAUUAAAUUUCUAUAUUAUACCCCUCAAGGAAGGUUCCUUGAUGUUGGUGAGGGGCUCUUGAUUUAGGGAAUUGGAUCUGUGCUCCAGUUCC
Cherax quadricarinatus is the source of this 7398-nucleotide messenger RNA. Its product is annotated as lachesin-like. Gene Ontology annotation, cellular component: neuron projection. NCBI's taxonomy places the organism in Eukaryota, Metazoa, Arthropoda, Malacostraca, Decapoda, Parastacidae. The record is from RefSeq and is a predicted model, not a curated record.